Messenger RNA from Mercenaria mercenaria, 3224 nucleotides. RefSeq lists its product as uncharacterized. NCBI's taxonomy places the organism in Eukaryota, Metazoa, Mollusca, Bivalvia, Venerida, Veneridae. The transcript has 6 exons. The coding region runs from base 1003 to 1845 and encodes 280 amino acids. The record is from RefSeq and is a predicted model, not a curated record.
ACGAGGACUUCGAAAAUGUUUCACGUGCUACUUACGGUUCAGUUCCGGCGACCGUUAUGCACAAUCCUGAUAUUGAUGCGCGGUUUUCGGCGCUCGAAAACACUCUUUCAUCGUCUAUUGAUAUGAUUAUGCAGAGAUUGGACAGCCUUGAACAGCCUAACCAGUCUACUGAGUCUAGUGUUUAUUUACCUCUCAGGGCUCGCCGAAAACUGUUUACAAGGGUAUAGGGAUAGUACUCCUCUAGGGAGGCACAUACCUACAGUUCCUCUUAAUAAUGGCAAAGAUCCUGACAUUGUAGCUCAGGAUGCCGUUUCUCUCCAUACCAAGGACUCUGAUAUGAGAGAAUUUUAUAGCUUGGAUGAUGAUGAUGAAGGCGCUGAUCGUGCCAUUGGGUCUGAUCCCAAAGGUCAUUCUGAAUCUGCUGGUUCUGUUUCUACUAGCACGAGAGCCACAAGGAUCUACCCGGCACAGGUUCCGGCAGUUUUCUAAUCUGUAGACACCUCAUGCUCUUGAUAAGCUGUUUGGUGAUGGUGAUGGUUUAGACGCUGGUAAUGCAGGCAGUCUAGUCUAAUAUUGGACGAUCAUCACAUGAAUGUUUUAAGUGAGUCUUGGCGUUGCAAAUUUCCUGACAAGAUGUGUUCCUACAAGGAUCAAACUAGAAGAGAUUUCCCUGUUCACAAGGAGAACCUUAAUAUUGAGGUACCGAAAUUAGAUAGCAUCUUCGAGGCCAAGAUGCAGAAGAAAUUUCGUUCAUUACAUUCGUCUAAGUUUUAUGGUUCAAAGGAAACUAAAACACCUAAGUUAGAUAAAUCGUAAAUAAUUCAUUUAGUGCUUGGCAGAGACAGCAUAGUGUCCAGAGGGGCACCCAGUUCAAAGUAAAUGUUGGCAAAGACGUGAUGUUGGAGGGUAAAAACAAUGAGAAGCCUAAGCAGCCAUUGCCGCCUUUUCGGACCCUGAAGAAACAAUGACACGACUGCGUCUACAGGUUUGAAAAGCAAGACGAUGAUGUUGGUAAUAGUUUUAAACUUUAUAUCUUCCCUAGUGUUUCUAGUAGCGACAGAAAAGUGUCCAAGCGGCAUUUUGUAUGACGCUUUGAAAGCAAAAUGCGUUUGCCCGAGAGAUAUGUAUCACGAUACAAUAACCAGACGAUGUACUGAUUGUUACAACAUAUGCAACAAUGCAGCUCAUCAGAGGACCAGUGACGAAUGCAACAGUCUUUGUCCUGAUUAUCAUUUGCCAUCACAUGAUAUGCCAGUAUCAGCUGAAGAAGAAGAGGAAGCAGGAGCAGGAGAAAUAUGUACAGGAGACAUGCAAUAUGAUAACAUGAAAAUGAAGUGCGUCUGUCCAAAGGAUAUGUUUUAUGAUGAGGUGACUAGACGCUGUAGUAGUUGCUAUGUUAUAUGUUAUCACGCAGAUAUUCAGAUGACUCAGGAUGCGUGCAAUUUUUCUUGCCCAGACUAUCACUUGCCGUUUACAACGAUUGUGCCACAUUUGAUCUCCACUCCAUCAUCAGAUUUUGACUAUCACAAAGAGGUGACCAUCGUCUUUGUCUGCAUUAUUGUCAUUAUAACGUUUAUUGGAAUAGUCAUAGCAGUAUACUGCGGUAAAUGCAAGAAGAAAGGUGUAUGUUUACUGCCAUGUGUUCGAAGGGUUGGAAGUGGAACUGAGGCAGAAACUGACAGAUUUCAUGAGAAUGUUCAACUAGCAGUUAAUAUGAGACAAGAAGAAGUGUUUGAUGUUCAGCAGCCACAUGAUGAUGGUGUAAACGGCAUGAUGGCACCAUCUGGCCUCACUACAAACGAAGUCAAUGAGGAAACCAAGCUUAAAGUUGGACUUAAUCAUUAAAGCAUUGCUAAGAUUUAUAAUGUUUAUCUUUUUGGUGUCAGGAAAACUCCUUUUCUGUGAAGUAUGAUCUGAAAAUUGAAUUUUCUCUAUAAAUAAGGUAAUUAGUCAAGAGUCAAUCAAUUGUCCCAUCACCUUGCGUGAUUGCUUAAAAUUACUUUUUAGUGCAAGACCAUAAACAUCUGGUUAUUUUUCUUUCCAUUAUGGCUAUUAUUAUGUAAUUAUAGUUUACUCAGUAUAAAUGUCUAGAAUAAGUGUUAAUUGUCAAAAGUGGAAAGGAAACGUUACCAGUGGUUGUAUGAAUAAAAUCACUCGUGAUGUGUGUGACCAAUAAAAAUUAUUGAUAUGCGUUAAUAACCCAUCCAGUUAUUUGUUUAAUGUCUGUUGUUUAUAUUUUUAAAUACUUCUUAAUCAAAAUGUGAUAUUCUGUCUGUGAUAUUAUAAAUAUGAGCCUUGGUUUAUCAAAUAUUUGUAGAUCGUUACACAUGAGAUAUAAUGUUGUCACUGUAAAUUUGUAACAUUUUACACAUUCAUUUUUGUUUAAAAUCCAAGAGCGAAAUCAGAAUGAAUGCAUAGAAGAAAGAAAUGGCCAUUUGUUAGCAAUGUUUAAAGAAUUUUAAUUUGAAAAGUAAGUUCAAGGACAUACAUUCGCAUUCAGUAUGAAAUAAUUUCAUUCAAAACAGGCAAAGUUGGAUCAUGUACGUUCAAUUAAAGCAAAUAACAGGGUAUCAAAUUAAUAGGGCAUGUAGUCCAUUAGGACAAAAUCAGUUCAACAUGGAAAUUGACUAUACAUGAGGGACAUAUAACUCAUUCAAAUAAAGGACAGAUUUGGUUCAUGUACAAAUUGUUGAAAAGCAAUAAACAGGGUAUCAAGUUAAAUGGGUGUGUGAGUUAAUUAGGACAAAAUCAAGUGGGCAUGGACAUAAUUAGGCAAUUAAUAAUCAAUAGAUCAGGAAAGUAUUACAUAAAAUAUAUGGACCAGCUUCAACAUCACUUGGGCAUUUGUUGGUAAUCAAAUUCUGUAGAAGUAAUAAAAGGGUUUUGGGGCAUUAUCGGUGUUUAUUUUGGAGUGUUAUUUGGAACAAGGGCAUUUACAGGAAGAAUGGUCUAAGAAUUUUAUUAAAUAGAUAUCAAAGCAAACUGCAGAGGAAAGAAUCGAUGUAUUUGUCAUUAUAUAUUGACAUAAAAAGAUUAUAUUGUCUCCACGGACAAAUUUUAUUGUCAUAUGAAAAGCCGCAUCUUGUAGCUACUCUCAAUUUACAUGCACUGUGAAAUCAUUUAAUUUGUGCGGAGGGCAAAUUUUUACGGUUGCGUUAAGGUUUAGGAGUAUAUCAUCAAAACACAGAAAUAUUUUAUAAACGAAUAACAUCGUUACCAAUAUU